This is a messenger RNA of Lytechinus pictus (painted urchin), 3348 nucleotides long. RefSeq names its product major facilitator superfamily domain-containing protein 6-A-like. The transcript has 4 exons. The record is from RefSeq and is a predicted model, not a curated record. The coding region runs from base 193 to 2301 and encodes 702 amino acids. Gene Ontology annotation, molecular function: transmembrane transporter activity. Gene Ontology annotation, cellular component: membrane. NCBI's taxonomy places the organism in Eukaryota, Metazoa, Echinodermata, Echinoidea, Temnopleuroida, Toxopneustidae.
UGUGACAUGGAUGGUAUCUGAUGAGAGAAUGGUGUAUUGUGUUUCCUGAAGGAUAAGGAAGAGAGAGAAGGGUCCAGAAUACAGAAAUAAUAAAGCAACCACACACAGUGACGGUGCGUUUUGAUAGGUUGGGCAAUACAACUUAAAAGUCCGAGUAGGAUUUUUCUUUCUCAAUUGGAAAAUUGUGUAAAUAUGAUAGUGCCUGAUGAAGAUACUGCUGAAAUGACUAAUCCGAAAAAGUUUGACGAGAAGGGGGUGGAUGACACCCUUGGUGACUCGGAAAUAGUAAGCCUAUCCUCCCAGGCGUCUGAUGGUGAUGAUGAGGAUCACUUCUUCAUCGACCACGAUCAGGUCAACAAAAACGAUGACCACGGAAGCAAUAGCGCGGUGGUUAUCGAACUUGAACCGUUACAUCAACCAUUAAAUGGAAGGCGCUGUCGAGCCGAGACUCAUGAAGAUGUCUGCAAUGAUAACGACAACGAACACGACCAAGGCAAAAAUGGUGGCGUAGAUCAUUCUGAAGAUCAGCCGAAGAAAAAUGGAACCAGAAUCUUCUUAGCUGUAAAAGUUACUCAUUUCCUCUUUGGUGGUGGUCAGGUGAGCUUGAUGCCCUUCCUUCCUGUCUAUAUGUCAUAUCUAGGCCUUUCUGUGAUAGAGAUUGGUAAAGUCACCACUCUAGGACCUUUCUUUGGCGUUGUGGCGUCCUUGCUAUGCGGGACAAUAUCGGAUAAGUUCAGUAAGCACAAAGCGAUGCUUCUCAUGUGCCUCUAUGGAACAGCUAUAGCUUACGGGAAUUCUGUUUUCAUGCCCUUUCUUUCACCCCAAAUCAGUACUGGCAUAAAUUCACAUCAUACCGAACUAAACGCGACCAACUCGACAUCUAACACAGGACAGUUAUUUGGUGUCUUCUAUCGCCAGCAUCUUGAUAUGACAACAGGGAUUCCUACUUGUAAAUUCCAGAACGCAACGUACUCGGAAUUCAAGGAGUUUGUGGCUGAAAAUGCUUGCAAGUCCUCAAAUAUCAAGAUUCUAAAUACAUCAACUGCUGCAGCGUUUCUGGAGGAUAUCCUUGAAUGUUCAUUCACUGGCCCUGCAACAGAUACAGAUUCUAAUCGCGAGAAUUGGGGAGAUGAGAACAUUGAUGGUGCUGCUCCAGACGAUAUAUGUAUGUUUCAUGAUGACUUAGCAAAGGCAUGUGAAUACCAAUAUCAUAUACAUGUAAUAGAGUGCAAUAAAUAUAUAUUAGUAAACUGCAACGAUUCAUUCGGCAAGGCACUAAUGGUGAUAAUAAACGGGACGACUCAAUUGCUAGAUCAAGGCAACUAUGAAAUAAUCUCCCAGAAGGGAAAUUAUGACAUUUUUGUGAUUAUGUUUCUGAUAUGCGUCAUUGGUAAAAUGUUUCAAGGAUCAGCUGAAACUCUUAUUGAUACAUUCACGAUUACACUCAUCGACGAAUAUAAAGAAACAGGACAAAAUUUUCAGUACGGGCGCCAACGAAUGUUUGCAAGUAUAGCAUAUGGCGCUCUUGCACCGUUCUCGGGUAUCGCUGUCUCCGCAUAUACUGCUACCCAUCCAAACGCAUUCAACUUGUAUCUCCCUGCAUUUGUUCUCUUUGUAACCCUAUUUGCUCUCUGUGCAGCAACUGUUUCUCUUAUCCCAAUCCGCGUUAAGCAACGAACUACGAAAUCUUUGGCCAGGGACGCGAAAGAUGUCCUUUUGAAACCAAAGGUGAUCGUUUUCUUAACCGUCAUGCUCUCAAUGGGAGUCAUGUUUGCGUUUAUCGAGACAUAUUUAUUUUUGUUUCUAGCAGAAAUAGGUGGAGAGGCAAUUGUUAUGGGUUUGUGCUUGACAGUUUCUUGCGCAUCAGAGGUUGUCUUUUUGACGUAUGCAUCAAAGAUCAGAGAAAGGAUUGGUCACCGAACUGUCCUUCGAAUUGCUCUCAUCGGCUUCACAUUAAGGUCUAUCGGCUACUCGCUCCUGCAGAAUCCUUGGACCGUCCUACCAAUUGAACUUCUUCAUGGGAUCACCUAUGGGUUAAUGUGGCCGGCUGCAGUCUUUUUCAUCCAUCAAAGCUCCCCUCCCGAACUGGCGGCCACCAUGCAGUCACUCACGUUCAGCACCUUGUUCGGUUUAGGAAAGGGAGUCGGAAUCAUUCUUGGCGGAGUCAUCUACGACAAAUUUGGAGCCAGGAAUCUAUUUAGGGGAUCCGCCAUUUUGUCUUUCGUGACACUCAUCUUGUAUUACGCCAUUGACAUCAUCCUUGACAAACGAGAAAGAUCCAUGACAAGCUGUGAACAUUAACCUGACUUUUUGAAGGGACGAAGAGUAAGGAGUCAAGAGGCAAUUUGUUUGUUGUAUUGGCAAAGAAUGUGAAAUAGAAUGGUUUGGUGUAUUGUUUUAAGGACUAUAUUAUGUUAGACCUUAGCAAUACAUGCCACAUCCUAUACUACGCAGCAAGAUUAGGGUUUACCUACGAUGCCUGUAGAACGCUACACCACUCGAAGAAGAAAGGUCGAGAGAUUUGAGAGUUGACUUAAUUGACUUCCAUACAUGUAAGUGUUUUUCCCCAAAGUGCUAUUUUUUUCAUUUGGCAGCCAUUUCAAAAGUGUAUAGUUUUUUUUUGGGACGCACUGUAUAUAUAUAUAUAUAUAUACAAUGUCAUACAAUGUGAUGACAAGUUUACUUGUACCAAACGCUCUUGAGGUGUGAGUAUGAAACAUAUUGUGAUACGGCCAACUCAAAAGAUGACGCAGGACACCAUUCGUCUUUAAUAAGACUUCGUCAGAAGCGUCUGAAAAAUAUAAGGAGAUACAACAUCCAAGUUUGUCUUGCACAUCAAUAUAUUAUCAUUAAGUUAAAUAUAUUCCAUAUAACAAAGUAUAUAUAUAUAUAUACAUAUAUAUAAUUUGUUGGUCAGAUAUGUGUCUCUUUCUCAGGAGUCAUAUAUAUGUAUGUAUAUAUAUAUAUAUAUUAUAUAUAUAUAAAGAACAAGAUAUAUACCCAACAAAAGAUUAUUGCAAAUCGAAGCGGGAGUUCUUUUGAGGUUUAGAACUGAAAACGGGACAUUCUGUUCACCUAUUUAAUCAUGAAAAGUAUGGGUUUUAGCUACAGAAAUUAUGCGAGCGCGAAGCGCGAGCUGAAAAUUUUCAUAUUCCAAUCUGAAAAGCAGACAUUUUGAGCACGAUUUUAAAUAAAGAACGAGUUGUGUAUUUCAAUCUCGCUUGCUGAUUUCUGUGUUACAUUACAAUCUUAUUUUAUUUUUGCACAUGAGGAAUUAUUGGGGGGGGGGCAAAACGAUAUGUUUGCCCCCCAAUAUUGCAUUGGUGGGGCGAUCGCCCCCCUGCCCCC